AUGUCAAACAAUUUUUUGACGUGAGCGAUGAACCUGCUCGUCGACAUGUCUUCGUUAAAAUUAAAUUUCUUAGUGUUUUCAAUAAUAAUAGGAAUAAUUGUGAGUGCUAAUACACAGACUGUGCACAGACGGUUUGAAUACAAGUAUUCAUUCAAGCCGCCGUAUUUAGCACAAAAAGAUGGAUCAGUUCCAUUCUGGGAGUACGGAGGCAAUGCGAUAGCGUCGGGCGAGAGCGUGCGGCUGGCGCCGUCGCUGCGCAGCCAGAAAGGCGCCAUCUGGAGCAAGCAGCCGCUCAACUUCGACUGGUGGGAGGUCGACAUCAUGUUCAAGGUCACCGGCCGCGGCCGCAUCGGCGCCGACGGGCUGGCGUUCUGGUACACGACGUCGCGCGGCGACUACACGGGCGAGGUGUUCGGGUCGUCCGACCGCUGGAACGGGCUCGGCAUCAUCUUCGACUCGUUCGACAACGACAACAAACACAACAACCCCUACAUCAUGGCCGUCGUCAACGACGGGACCAAGGUGUUCGACCACAAGAGCGACGGGUCGCAGCAGCUGCUGUCGGGCUGCCUGCGCGACUUCCGCAACAAGCCGUUCCCGACGCGCGCGCGCAUCGAGUACUACCUCAACACGCUCACCGUCUACUUCCACAACGGCAUGACCAACAACGAGGCGGACUACGAGCUGUGUUUCCGCGCGGAGAACGUGGUGCUGCCGCGCGGCGGACACCUGGGGCUGUCGGCCGCCACGGGCGGACUCGCCGACGACCACGACGUGCUGCACCUGCUCACCACCUCGCUGCACGCGCAGCAGCAGCAGGGCAGCCAUCCCAUCAGCUCGGACGAGCAGCAGAAGCUGUCGCAGGAGUACCAGGAGUACCAGAAGAAGCUCGAGCUGCAGAAGGAGGAGUACCGGAAGGAGCACCCCGAUGAGAUGCGCGACAAGGAGGGCGAGAUGGAGGACUGGUUCGAGUCGGACGGACAGCGCGAGCUGCGGCAGAUCUUCCAGACUCAGGCCGCGCUGCGCGCCGACCUGCGCGACCUCGGCCUCAAGCUCGACGAGGUGCUGGGCAAGCAAACGAACUCGCUGUCGAUGUUAACAGCAGUGUACAGCCACAGCCAGGGACAGCCGCCCGCGCAGCCGGGACAGGUGCCCGCGCAGCUGCCGGCGCCGGUCGGCCGCCACGAGUGGGACGCGCUGCUCGCCAACAACCAGCUGCUCGUCAACACCAUCGCCGAGCUCAAGGGCUUCAUAAUUGACGUGUCGCGGAAGUCCGACACGAUCCUCGCGGCGGGCGGCGCUCAGACUGGAGGCGGCGGCAUCAACCCGCAGUUCCUGGCGGAGCUGCGGGACUCCGUGAACCAGGUGAAGACCACGGUCGCCGGCGUCGCGCAGCGCGUGUCGUCCCCGCCGCUGGCGGCGGCGCAGCACGCGUGCCCCGCGGUGUCGUGCGUGUCGCUGACGGCGCUGCUGCUGGCGCUGGCGGCGCAGCUGGGGGUCAUGCUCAUGUAUAACAUGUACAAAGAAAGGAAAGAAGCACAAGCGAAGAAGUUCUUCUAAGUUGUGAAAAGUGUGUGUACUAUACAUACAUACACAGCGCUGCCCACAAAUAUAUACAGCCAUGAGAAAAAGUCGCAACACGCUGGAAUUAGUAUGUAAUGAAAGUUCUGAGGCUCGAAGUGUCUGUGUGUUGUGUGGUGCCACACGGUAGUGGUCGAGGUGAAUUCAAACGGAAAGGUUUACAUGAAAUGUUAAAUCUCAUUAUUUAUUCCGCUGAAAUUUUGAAAAAAUGUUUUAUUUGAUAAUGUUCUUGCAAAUUUUUUUUUAUGCACAAAAUGAUGUCGCAAAAAUUGCAAUUUGUCAAAAAUAUGACAAAGUAUAUUUUGUAUAUUUUAAAGAUUAAUAUAUUAUUUAUUUAUCGGUAAACAUUCUAAUGAAAACAUUGACAGUGACACCAAAUGUUGAAAUUUUAUUUUUAGUUAUAAUUUGUUAAAAUCAAUAUACAAUUUAGUCUGUCAUUUUUUCACAGAAUAUUUACUGAGCUAUAAUAAUUAUUAUAUAUUGUAAAUAAAAUAAUUGAAUGUUACGAACAAGAAAGAGAGGUGGGCAGCGCGCUUAAAUUUUUUUACCAUCAAUGUGUGACGUUAAUUAAUUCUGUACAUAAUAUUUAUAUAUAUAUAAAUAUGUUUUCUUUAGAAAUUAACAAUGAAAAGAAAACCGCAUUUUGUUUUUAAUUAUUAUAUCUCUAAGAUCUAAAAACCAUAAGACUAAUAUUGAUCUUAGAAUUGUUAAUGUGUUUAGGAAAAUGAAAGUUUUGUGGUAAAUAUGAUAACUUGUUAUCGUUUCCUCUCACAAGGUCGAUCUAAAACAAUUUAAUUCAGUUGGCCCUAAGUUCCUAUCAAACGUAAAAUGUUAAACACAUUUUUGUUAUUAACAUUACUCAAUGCAUUGUCUAUUUCUAAAGAAAAUUAUCAUAUGUAUUAGUACUUUUUUAAUUUUGUCUCAAUGUUUUUUAUUGUUAUCGUUUAAAGCGCAAUAGAAUGGCUGAAACUAGUCUGCCGUCAUACGAAAAGAAGACUCGACAUUUCUAUAUAUAGCUUAUACAUUUCGGCAUCUGAAAAGAAAAUAUUGUGAAAUUAUGAAUAUUACACAAUUUGGAAACUUUUCUAUUUUGUGUUAAGUCUGUAAUGUUCUGUAUGUCGGCAGCAGUCACAAAUCACCUUCCGCAUGAAACUACUCCGAUUAAUUUGUUGUUAUAACGCCGUAGUUGUAUUAAUAUUAUUGUAAUUACAAUUUAUUCUUCCUUCUGCAUUUGUAAUGAUAAGUUCCUUUUUUAAAAAAAUAAAUGGAUAAAGUUUU
This is a messenger RNA of Plodia interpunctella (Indianmeal moth), 2859 nucleotides long. It is a transcript of the gene ergic53, whose product is annotated as ergic53. The coding region runs from base 28 to 1560 and encodes 510 amino acids. The record is from RefSeq and is a predicted model, not a curated record. Gene Ontology annotation, biological process: endoplasmic reticulum to Golgi vesicle-mediated transport. Gene Ontology annotation, cellular component: endoplasmic reticulum membrane; endoplasmic reticulum-Golgi intermediate compartment; Golgi membrane. Gene Ontology annotation, molecular function: D-mannose binding. The transcript is spliced from 13 exons. Lineage: Eukaryota; Metazoa; Arthropoda; Insecta; Lepidoptera; Pyralidae.